This is a messenger RNA of Dendronephthya gigantea, 1506 nucleotides long. Its product is annotated as steroid 17-alpha-hydroxylase/17,20 lyase-like. The record is from RefSeq and is a predicted model, not a curated record. Gene Ontology annotation, molecular function: iron ion binding; oxidoreductase activity, acting on paired donors, with incorporation or reduction of molecular oxygen; heme binding. Bases 1 to 1506 code for a protein of 501 amino acids. The transcript is spliced from 2 exons. Lineage: Eukaryota; Metazoa; Cnidaria; Anthozoa; Malacalcyonacea; Nephtheidae.
AUGCUCCUGGAAAUAUUCAUCUUGGUGGCGAUUUUAUAUGUGACUUGGUUUUACCUGUCCACUUAUGCAGUCAGACGAAAGUUACCAAGAGGUCCCAUACCAAUACCUCUGAUUGGGAACGUUCUUCAAGUCGGUUUGGAUAUGCCAUUCUCAAUGGAAAACCUUCGCAGAGAAUUUGGAGACCUUUACACAAUUUCUCUGCCCAUUGGAACAUUUCUUAUUUUAAACAACUCUGAAUUGUUUCAGGAAGCUUUUGUGACAAGAAAAGAUGAUUUUUCAGGUCGUGUUGACGAAUCACAGUUUCCAUUCAAUGUCAUAUUUGAAAACAAGGAUCUCGGAUUUACAAACCACAGCAGUGCUUACAUUUUUCGUCGAAGGGUGUUUUCAAAUGCCUUGCGCGUCUUUGGUGAAGGUAAAAACCUUGCAAAGGAACGAUUGUACAACGCAUCCGACAGGUUAUUGCAAAAGAUAAACAAAACGGAAGGGAAUCCGUUUUCAGUGAAGGAAUACCUUGGGAAAACAAGCAUGAUAAUCCUAUGUGAAUGGUUGGUUGGAAAACAGUUCAGUUAUGAUGAUCCGACAAUAAAGAAGUUGAUAGAAUUCAACGAAGAAUUUGCUACUGUAAUCCGCCCUGGGAGUGCACAUUAUUUUCUCCCAUUUUUGAGGUUCUUUCCAACGUCAUAUGCGAAAUCCCUUCAAAACGUGUUAAACAUAAGAGACGGGUUUUGCGGUGAGCAGCUGAAAUAUCACCUUGAAACCUACAAAGAAGGGGAAGUUCGGGACAUAAUUGAUGCAUUCAUUGUCCAAUUUCGCAAUGAAAAGGAAAAGGAACGUGAUAGUGACAUAGGUUCCAUAGAAGAUAUUAAGUUCUUGGUAAUGGAUGUUCUCUUCUCUGCUCACGAUACCAACAACGCCAUCUCAACAUGGUUUAUACUGUAUAUGAUAUUAUACCGCAAUGUUCAAGAGAAAGUUCACGAAGAGUUUGACCGGGUUAUUGGAGAUUCCCGUCUCCCUUGUCUAGAAGAUGCUGAUAAUCUCCCGUAUUUUCAAGCUACAAUAUGUGAAGUUAUCAGACAUGCUGUUUCAAUUGCGUUGAUCAUGCGUAGAGCUGUACGGGAUACCAAAAUUCAGGAUCACAUCAUUCCGAAAGGAACAACGAUAAUCUUGAAUCUUUGGAGGAUACAUCAUGAUGAAACGAAAUGGAAAAGCCCAUCCAGAUUCCUUCCUUCCCGUUUUCUAAAUGAAAACGAACAGUUUAUCGGCUGGAAAUCUGAGUUAGAUUUCUUCCCAUUUUCUAUUGGUCGAAGGGCUUGUCCGGGAAUAGCACUGGGUAAAAUGAACGUUUUUAUCACUCUAUCAAGGCUGUUCCAUCAAUUUCGAUUUAAAAUACCACCAGGCUCGCCUAAACCUACCUUAGAGGCGAUGACGAGUUCUGUGAGAUUUCCAAAGCCUUAUGAAGUGAAAGCUAUAAAACGCACGAAAGCCAUAAAUACAGUAAAAACUUAA